Molecule: messenger RNA, 1741 nt
Organism: Engraulis encrasicolus (European anchovy)
Lineage: Eukaryota; Metazoa; Chordata; Actinopteri; Clupeiformes; Engraulidae
Exons: 3
Coding region: 66-926 (286 amino acids)
Source: RefSeq, a predicted model, not a curated record
CGCAGGUACUCUACUGUUACAACACUACUCCCCAUCAGUCGACGGGUGAGUCCCCCUUCCUCCUCAUGUUCGGACAGGAGCCUAGACUGCCCCUCGAUUUCCUCCUGGGCCGGGUUCAGGAUCCUGUUGGGGGGGGUGUUCACGAAUGGCUGCAAGAACAUCAGGUCCGACUGCAGACUGCCUUUGACGGGGCUCGAGCCCGUCUGGAGACCGCCGCGGCCCGUCGGAAAAGGAACCAUGACUCACAGGUGCGUGAUGCACCACUGGGGGAGGGUCAGUUGGUAUUCUUACGCAAUGUUGGCGUACGGGGGCGUCACAAAAUCCAGGACCUGUGGAGCCCGGUGGUGUAUCGGGUUGUUAAGGCGCCUGGCGCAGGCGGAUCUGUAUAUACGAUAGCUCCCGUGCACAGUCUUGACCAGACUCGACAUGUCCAUCGGUCCUUGUUGAAGGCUGUCCUGGGGACCCACCCACCCACGUCAGUUGAUCCACAUGAGGCGCCCACCAGCAGUGCGCCUCAAACAUCCUCCACUGAACUAGAGUCAGCUGAAGAAAUGGAUUUAAUGGCCGUGUGCCAGGGGUUGCCCCUAGUCAACAUCCACAACCCGUCCGUAUCUUCAGGAGCAUCACCGCCCCGGGCAGUGGGCGAGCCUGGAGUGGAGGGAUCUGCUGUGGUAGUACCGUCAUCUUCCAGGGUGGUUGGACAGCCACCGGCUAUUGUGGUGACCGCGGUCCUCGAGCCUCCGGCCCGUGAGGAGACCCAGGGCAGCACUGUCCGAAGAUCAUCCCGUUCCACCGCAGGACAGCACUCAAAUGUCCACCACUUACCAAGGCCUGUAAGUGGAUCAGCAGAUGGGGUGGUGACACACCCAGCCUCUGUUUCCAUCCCGAACGCCAUUGGAACAAGUCAGGCUUCUUCAGAGCCCUAAUCGCCGGGACGGCGAUUCACAAAGGGGGGGUGGAUUGUAGCAGGAUGGAAUUGGCAUUGCGUAAUAGGAGUGAUUGACAGCUCGUGAUUGACAGCAAGGGGCGGGCUUAAGUCUAUUUAUCCAGGUAGACACUGGUUUCCUGUCUCGCUUCCGUUUCCAUUGGGACCUGUUGUUUUGGUGUGAGGUUGGGCUGUGUUGGCCACCGAGAGGCCGCGGAUGAACUGCGAAGAGCGGCGUUACUCACCUGCAUUUGUGAUCGUUUGAAGCGCACUGUAACCUACGUGGCGCUUAGGAGCCAGGAGCUGGCUGAUAGGGUGAGUUUGGUCUCCAUCCUCUCGAUAAGAUGUCCUUCUGUUAUUGCUGCCCCCCUAAUACGAACCAUCUUGAUGUUUGUAGCCAGUUAGCCUGCUCGAGGUAAUUGGUGUGGCGUGGCGAUCCUUGGAAACGCUGUGCCGGUGACUCGCUUGUUUUAAGGUGCGUAUAAUGCCUGUCUGCUCUCUUAUCCGCUUCCUUACUCCAGUACGCAUUACUGAUAGCAACUUUUCUAUAUUUGUAGCUUUCAUCGGCGGCCCCUCCGGCAAGAACCAGCCAGUGUGUGGAACCCAUUGAGUGUAGUACGUCGGCAGCCUGGUGGUGAGAGGAACCCCUUGUGUGCGCACACAGUGAAAGAUAAGUAGUACUACAGAUCCUUAUAGGUUUAGUGAUCUCAGUGGUGCCCCAGGCUGCACGACCAGGUUCAUUCCUUUCUCUCUCUUACUUGCGCUCUCUCUCCCACUUGCGCUCUCUCUCUCUCUCUCUCUCUGUAUCUCUCUCUC